Molecule: messenger RNA, 1535 nt
Organism: Alosa sapidissima (American shad)
Lineage: Eukaryota; Metazoa; Chordata; Actinopteri; Clupeiformes; Clupeidae
Gene: dimt1l
Product: DIM1 dimethyladenosine transferase 1-like (S. cerevisiae)
Exons: 12
Coding region: 134-1054 (306 amino acids)
Biological process (GO): rRNA methylation
Cellular component (GO): mitochondrial matrix
Molecular function (GO): rRNA (adenine-N6,N6-)-dimethyltransferase activity
Source: RefSeq, a predicted model, not a curated record
ACGGUAGAUGGUGCUAUAGUUCACAUUCACGCUUCGAUGUUAAGAAUACGAAAGGUUCUUCCUGUCGCUUGUUGUAAACACGUGUGCAAGUGGACCACAUAACUAAUCCAAGAAUAUCUCCAAAUCUGUCAAAAUGCCUAAAGUAAAAGCAGAGAAAAAAUCUCGACAGCAUCAGGAGGUGAAAAGCCAAGGUAUUAUGUUCAAUACUGGCAUUGGCCAACACAUCCUGAAAAAUCCUCUGGUUGUCAACGGUAUCAUUGAAAAGGCUGCGCUUAGACCGACAGAUGUGGUGCUGGAAGUUGGACCUGGAACUGGUAACAUGACCGUGAAACUCCUGGAAAAGGCAAAAAAGGUUGUAGCCUGUGAGUUGGACACUAGGUUGGUUGCAGAACUUCAGAAGAGAGUACAGUGCACACCAAUGCAGACAAAGCUACAGAUCUUGAUUGGAGAUGUCCUGAAAACAGAACUGCCCUUUUUUGACGUCUGUGUUGCCAACUUGCCCUACCAGAUUUCAUCUCCUUUUGUGUUCAAGUUACUGCUUCACCGGCCUUUCUUUAGGUGUGCAGUCCUGAUGUUCCAGAGGGAAUUUGCCAUGCGACUGGUGGCCAAGCCCGGUGACAAGCUGUACUGCAGGCUUUCCAUAAACACACAGCUGCUCUCACGAGUAGAUCAUCUCAUGAAGGUGGGAAAAAAUAACUUCCGUCCACCCCCUAAAGUGGAAUCCAGUGUGGUUAGAAUAGAGCCAAAGAAUCCUCCACCUCCAAUUAAUUUCCAGGAGUGGGACGGUUUGGUUAGAAUCGCAUUUGUUAGAAAGAACAAGACACUCAAUGCAGCCUUCAAGUCCACAGCAGUGGAACAGCUACUGGAGAAGAACUACAGAAUCCACUGUUCUCUGCACAACAUUGACAUCCCACAAGACUUCAGUAUCACAGCCAAAAUUGAAAGCGUUCUCCAAGAGGCAGGAUUCAGUGAAAAGCGGGCUCGUUCCAUGGACAUAGAUGAUUUCAUGGUACUUCUCCAUGCCUUCAACUCUGCUGGGAUCCACUUCUCAUAACCCUGAAGGAGCAACCCCUGGAUUGUAUCAAAACAGCCUUCAGUGAGGAGAAUAACACAGAGGACCCCUAAACUGAUGAAAACAGCUGUGAGCCAAUAGUGGUACUUCAUUUGAGAGACCAUCUUCAGAUUCUGAACUGCCGCUGCUGUGUAAAAUGAACAUUGCAUCAAAACCGGCACACAGAUUUCUAUAGCGUUGCAAAUAUCACAAACUAUGUCAGGGGGAAGAGCAAUAAGACUGUUUUAAUGUGUGUAAAAUAAGCAGUUACAUAAUUUAUGGAUGUACGAUGUGUUGCUUGACCCUUGACUAUACAUCUGUUCUAUAUGUCUUUGUAAAUACCUUAACCUAACUAAAACUUUGAAAUCCAACUUUAAAAAUCAAAAGGAAUCAUCUCCACCUAGUAACUCAAAAACUGUCCUGAAAUCACAAGAAAUCCCUAAUAAUGCUUAAAAACCUGUCUUGAAAGGACUGACCAACAGUC